AUGGCCAAGCAUCAUGUUGUUUUAUUCUUCUUUGUGUAUUUGGUUUUGUCAUCAAUAAUUUGUUACAUGUGUGAUGCCAUCGAAAAUGGUGAUGAAACCGAUAAAGUUUAUAUUGUAUACAUGGGUUCACUUCCUAAGGAUGCAUCAUAUUCUCCGACCUCUCACCAUUUUAGCAUGUUGCAACAAGUUGUUUAUGGUAAUGAUGUAGAAAAUCGUUUGGUUCAAAGUUACAAGAGGAGUUUUAAUGGUUUUUCUGCCAUACUCAAUGAUCAACAAAGGGAAAAACUUGCUGGCAUGAAAGGUGUUGUCUCAGUAUUUCCAAGUCAGGAGUAUCACCUUCAAACUACAAGAUCGUGGGACUUUCUUGGUUUACCUCAAUCAAUCAAAAGAGGUAAAACUGUUGAGAGUGAUUUGGUGAUUGGAAUCAUAGACACCGGAAUUUGGCCAGAAUCUCAAAGUUUUAACGAUAAAGGUCUGGGUCCUAUUCCAAAAAAGUGGAGGGGGCUUUGUGCAGGUGGUGGUAACUUCAGUUGCAACAAUAAGAUCAUUGGAGCACGAUGGUACCCUGGUAGUGUCGAUGCAAGAGACCAUUUUGGUCAUGGAACACAUGUUGCAUCAAUAGUAGGCGGAAGAAGGAUAAAUGGUGUGGGCUAUCAUGGUCUUGCAAAAGGCACCAUAAGAGGAGGAGUUCCAUCUUCAAGAAUUGCUGUAUACAAAGUUUGUAACCCAAAUUGUCGUGAUGAUAAUAUUUUAGCAGCUUUUGAUGAUGCCAUUGCUGAUGGAGUUGACAUCAUUAACCUAUCUCUUGCUAACGUAAAUGCUGUUGAAAUUCUUAAAGAUCCUCUUGCUAUUGGUUCAUUUCAUGCCAUGGAAAAAGGAAUACUCACAGUGCAAGGAGCAGGCAACAAUGGCCCUAACCCAAGUACUAUUUCAAGUGUAGCACCGUGGUUAUUUAGUGUGGCCGCAACUACCAUAGAUCGUCAAUUUAUUGAUAAACUCAUUCUUGGAAAUGGAAAAACUUUUAUUGGAAAGUCGAUUAAUAUUGUCCCAUCAAAUGGCACAAAAUUUCCGAUAGUUGUGUGUAGUGCUAUGACUUGCCAUGGAAAUUAUACAUCCCCUGAAAAAUGUCGAUGUAUAGACAAAAAACUGGUAAAGGGUAAGAUUGUUUUGAGUGUAGAUGCAACUGGUGGAUAUUUGGCUUAUCAACAUGGGGCAAUCGGUUCAAUCAUUAAUUUUACAUAUGAUCGUUCUUUUAUCACUCAUCGACCUUCACUUGACCUGAAUUCAGAAGACUUUGAUCGUGUUCAAUCUUAUACUUACUCCACUAAAUACCCUGUAGCUGAAAUAUUGAAGAGUGAUGUCGUUCAAGACACCACUGCUCCUAAAGUUGCAAGUUUUUCUUCUCGUGGUCCAAAUCCAAUUGUACCAGAAAUUAUGAAACCAGAUAUAGGUGCCCCUGGAGUUAAUAUCUUGGCUGCAUAUUCACCUAAUGGACCAAGCUCUGAUGAUGCUAUUUUUAACGCAUAUGAGAAAUACAUUAUAGCAUCUGGUACCUCUAUGGCAUGUCCUCAUGUUGCCGGAGUUGCCGCAUAUGUCAAAUCAUUUCAUCCAGAUUGGUCACCUGCAGGUAUCAAAUCUGCCAUCAUGACCACGACGAAACCAGUGAAUGGUACCUAUAAUGAUAUGUUAGGUGAGUUUGCUUACGGAUCUGGAAAUAUCAAUCCACAACAAGCUCUUCACCCUGGACUGAUUUAUGACAUCACUAAGCAAGAUUAUAUGCAAAUGCUUUGUAAUUUUGGUUAUAAUGAUACCAAAGUUGAACAAAUUAGUGGAGAAAAAUCAAGUUGUCAUAAAGCUUCAAAUAGAUAUUUGGUGAAAGAUAUAAAUUAUCCCGCACUGGUGAUUCUUGUUAGGAGGCCUCAUAAGCGCUUUAGUGGUAAGAUUCAUAGAACAGUGACAAACGUUGGCUCUCCUAACUCAACCUACACGGCAACUAUCAUCCCGAUUCCAAAAAUCAAGAUUAAAGUGGUGCCGAAACUUCUGUCAUUCAAAUCCUUACAUGAGAAACAAUCCUUUGUUGUUAUUGUUACCGGAGGAGCAAACUCAAAUCAAACUAUGUUUUCUUCGUCACUUGUUUGGUCAGAUGGAACCCACAAUGUAAAGAGUCCAAUCAUUAUAAAAAGACUCUCUUAA
This is a messenger RNA of Trifolium pratense (red clover), 2193 nucleotides long. RefSeq names its product subtilisin-like protease SBT4.4. Bases 1 to 2193 code for a protein of 730 amino acids. Lineage: Eukaryota; Viridiplantae; Streptophyta; Magnoliopsida; Fabales; Fabaceae. The transcript has 2 exons. Gene Ontology annotation, molecular function: serine-type endopeptidase activity. Gene Ontology annotation, biological process: proteolysis. The record is from RefSeq and is a predicted model, not a curated record.